This is a messenger RNA of Cimex lectularius (bed bug), 2352 nucleotides long. It is a transcript of the gene exu, whose product is annotated as maternal protein exuperantia-1. The record is from RefSeq and is a predicted model, not a curated record. NCBI's taxonomy places the organism in Eukaryota, Metazoa, Arthropoda, Insecta, Hemiptera, Cimicidae. Gene Ontology annotation, molecular function: RNA binding; protein homodimerization activity. The transcript is spliced from 6 exons. Bases 73 to 1089 code for a protein of 338 amino acids. Gene Ontology annotation, biological process: bicoid mRNA localization.
UUUUCGUUCCAGAAGGAGAUUAGCAGUCUGUUAAAUAGUCAAAAAAAUCGUAAAGGAACCAGCCUGGCAGAAAUGGAUGAGAAAAAGGAAUUCAAAAACUGCCUCUUUCUUUCUUUCGACUUGGAUUUGACUGGGAACAAAUUGUACGAAGAGAUGACGAACAUCGGCGUUUAUGGGAACAACGCGUCCUUUAAACAGUACGUUAUGCCGUACAGGGAUGUCAACGUGUACGCGCUCAGGAAAUCGCUUCUCAAGACGUCAAACCUCUACGAUUUUAGGGUUCUGAGGAACGUUUCCACCGGAAAGAUUGUACGAACUAAGACAGAGAUUUUUGCAUUGAAUGAUUUUCUGUCUUUCCUGGAAGCCCAGAACACAAAAAAUAAUGGUAUUUGUCUGAUGUGUUUUGAAGCAUCAAAACUAGUUCCUUUCAUAUUAAUUGAAGCACUUCGCAGAUACAAACUGUUUGAUCGUUUCAAAAAAACAGUACGAGCAUUUGUUGACUGUUUUGGUUUUGUUAAAGACAAAUGUUAUACGACCAUUCCAAAAUUUACUCUACAAACACUUGUUAAAAUUUUGUUGAAUCGUGAUAAUGAGAAGUUACAUGAUGCUCAUGAAAGAACUAGGCUUGUGUAUGAGAUUGUUUCACAUUUGAGUGAAGGUGAAAGUCAGAAUAAGUCACAAGAUUUAGCUUUGGGAGUACUUCCAUUUGUCACUUCCGUUGAUAAUGUCGUAUUGGAGUUAGAUAAACUAAAGGAUUUCCUUCAGAAACAAAAAUCUGUGACACCAAUUUUCAUUAAUCAGAUUAAAGUACCAAAUCUCCGAUUGAAAGCUCUCCGAUUAAGGAAGCUUUUAACAUCCACUGACAUAACGUAUGAUUCCCUUCAGGAAGCGCAUCAAGCGAAAGCGGAUCUAAAAGAGUUGGUCAAGCCAAAACUGGAUGAAGGAGUUCCUGAUAAAGAUGUCACUGCAUUGGUAUCAAUUAUAACAGCUCAUUUUCAGAAAUCCCUGAAUCUAAAACUUAAAGUUGAGAAUACUUUUAAAAAUAAAAACACCAAACAGCCACAAGGUAAUUCACAACAACUUGUUUAACGAGCUCAACCUCAAAAUCAGUAAAUUGUUUCAACAUAAGCAUAUCAAACAUAAUGAAAGAAAAAUAAAACAAGUGCCAUUAGUUGUUAACAUGUGAUAUAGUGUGAUGGUAAAAUACUAUUUUAACUUUUUAAGUUUUUUAUUCAAACUAAAAUUUUACUAAAUAUGUUUCUGUUUUAAUACUUAUACAAUACUCCUGUUAAAUGUCGAGAAAAAAUUCAACUUCAUUUAAAAAAACUUGACAAUCUUUGAAACAUUUAAAACCACAUAGAUUCGUAAUAAAUAACUUGAUGGUUAUUUAUGACCAUUGAAUAUUUUUGUAUUAAUUGUAUACAAGUAAAAUAUAAUCUGAAUAAUAAUUUUGUCGUUUUGUCACUUUUUCACAAAUUUGAAUUUUUAUUGUUUUUGAAUUACAUAAAUGUCAGUGAGUGACAAAGUGUGAUCAAUUGGUAGAGUUAGUUUGUUAUUUUACCAAAGAACUUAACCAGUCACUUAAUUCUUUACUUAAUUUUUUUAAGUAUGUUUUUGUACCGUACAUUUUGUUAUUUGAUCUUUAUGAAAGCCACAGUUUAAUAAACAUUUAACCACCACAGUAGGUUCUUUUUUUUUCAAGAAAAAAGCAAUCCACUCUGUUUAAUGAGGAGUUUGUUUUGUCUUUUUAAAUUUACAGUAAUUGUUUAAACCAUAUUUAGUUUUUUGCCUACAGUAUGUUAUAUUAUGUUCUUAUUUCAAGGAAAAAUAUCAACGAUCAUUACAGCUGUAGUUAAUACACUUUAUGGAAGUAAUUGACAUGUAAUUGUUAUUUGUUCAUUAAGUGAAUAUUAUCAAAAUGUUUUAUUUUUGUAAAAUGUAAUUCAUAUUUGAUAUUUCACAAUAUACCUUUACAGCUAGUUGGUAAAUUAGUCUUAAUAGUUAUAUUUUUUUCUGUAUUCAGAAAUUUAUGAGUAUUGUGUUUUUCUUAUUUUAUUAAGUUCCCAUUGAGUUACAUAUUUUUGUACAAGUGGAUUUUUGUUUGGUACUAUUUCCAUUUUUUCCCCAUUGUAAUAUUGCUCUCAGCAGUGUGUUGAAAUCAAGAUAAGUUUCUUUCUUUGUAUUAUACUGAAUAAUGAGGUUUGAUGAUAUUAAAUAAACAUUUCAUGUUUAUAUACUUUUUUUGUUUGUUAAAUGGGCAAUAUUACUUACUAAUGUAAUCCAAAUUUUACUUUAGUACAUGUUACCAAAAUUAGUUCACAAUUUUUAAAAAUAUACUUUUAUACUUACUGA